Molecule: messenger RNA, 2305 nt
Organism: Bombina bombina (fire-bellied toad)
Lineage: Eukaryota; Metazoa; Chordata; Amphibia; Anura; Bombinatoridae
Gene: FSHB
Product: follicle stimulating hormone subunit beta
Exons: 5
Coding region: 199-609 (136 amino acids)
Biological process (GO): G protein-coupled receptor signaling pathway
Cellular component (GO): extracellular region; cytoplasm
Molecular function (GO): hormone activity
Source: RefSeq, a predicted model, not a curated record
CACUUGGGGAAGUAAUGGUUGCACUUAUAAGGGUGACCUCUUCUUGCCCCGCUUGGAUGAAGACUUCUGCCGGUCUGGAUGUCCUCUUCUGCCCCAUUGGAUGAAGACUUCGGCCCGGCUGGGUGAACACGACUCAAGUUCCUGUACUGAGAGUCUUGAAGAUUGUCAUCCUCCACAAGGAAAGAAGUGAGAGAUUUGAUGCAGAAGAUAAUUUUAUGUGUGCUCUUCCUGUGCUGCAAAGCAAUUCCUUGCAAAGCGUGUGAGUUGUCUAACAUGACAAUAGUGUUGGAGAAGACGGAAUGCGGAGUCUGUAUUUCUGUGAAUGCAACGUGGUGCUCGGGAUACUGUUUUACCAAGGAUCCUUCUUUAAAGCAUCCACUUGUCCCAAAGGCCCAGAAUAUUUGCACCUACAAAGAGAUUAUUUAUGAAACAGUCAAGAUUCAAGGCUGUGCUGAUAAUGUGGACCCUUUUGUCACAUAUCCUGUGGCAACAGACUGUCAUUGUGCUCAGUGUGACAUGGAUACAACUGACUGCACAGUGAGGGGUUUAGGGCCAACAUACUGCUCUGCCAACCAAGAAAAUGAGCAAAUUCUGCAAAGCCCAGAAUAAGAAGUUCUUCCCAUUGAGGAACCAUUUGUUUGUAUUAACUUUCCAUAUAAAGAGGUUUGCUUCCUUAGUUUUGCCACAAGGGAAAUUUGGUGACUGCCAUGGUAUUUCUGCCAGGAUAUUGCAGUGGUCAUAGUAUUGUAAUGUUCAUAAUGUGGCCCCAGUAAGGUCUUCUAAGCUUUAAUUUUGCAAAUGAUGUUGAAGCCAGAGGUGAAAACUCCAAUUACUCCUUGGGUGGCAGCAGGGUCGGCACCAAGGGAGGGCAUUAGGGGGCAAUGCCCACCCAAAUGGAAUGCUGUGCCCCCCAGGGCAACCGCCUAAUUGGAGAGCAGUGAUUUUUUUUUUUUUACAUUUUAAAAGUGACAGAACUUCCAGGGUCCCAAAGGUCGCAUAAAUCAUUUGCGGCCACCGGACCCUGGAGCUCCGCCACUUAGGAGGGCCCAGAAGCACCAUUUCCUUUCCCUCUAAGGUGCCAGCAGUCAGUGCCAGUAUAUACUCCUUCUCCACCCUAAAGCGUGCACGCGUGGCGCUCUGUCACCCACCAGCACUCAUGGCCUGAUCCCUUUUCCAUCCCAGCCGUCCGGCUUUCACUGUCUGUCUGUUACACAGAGCAGGCAGACAUUGUGUGUACAGUACAGUGAGUCCGGUUAUUGGGGGCUUCAACUUGCUUCAAGAUAGCAUGUGUCACCCCCCUCUGGCGCUUCUCAAUUUUUCCUUUGCGGCUAUGAAACUGUAAGUACUAGUACCCAGGUUGUUAUAUUUAAAUAUAUAGGGAACUGAAAAAUUUAGCCUCUACACUGCCAGAGAUAUGUCAAAUGUAACCCUGCACUGCCAGAAAUUUCACAAAUGUAGCUGCAUUCACUGCUAGAGAUUUGAUUAAUUUAACCCCGCACUGCCAGAGAGAGAUCUGAUAAAUAUAACCCGUGCACCGCCAGAGAACUGAUAAAUGUAACUCCUGAACAGCCAGUCAUCUAACAAAUGUAACUCCUGCAAUUCCUGAGAUAUGACAAAUGUAACCCCUGCACUGCCAUAAAUCUGGUAAAUAUAACUGCUGUGGCACUGCCAGACAUCUUAUAAAUGUAACCCCUAUACUCCUUGAGAUAUGACAAAUGUAACCCCUGCACUUCCAGAAAUAUAAACAAAUCUAACUCCUGCACAGCCAGAGAUCUGAUAAAUGUAACCCCUGGACUGCCUCAGUAGGUCUGCUCUUAUUUUGACUCUCAUACUUGCUUUGUAAAUGCGUGCCCCCUCGUGAAAAAAAUGCCCCCCCAUUUAAUUUGUUCUGGAGCCGACCCUGGGUGGCAGAGGGAUUUAAUGCACUAAACCCCUUUCUAGCAUUCAAAGGUUUAACCCAUACCUUAGCCAUAACCUUCACCCUAUCUGUAUCCCUUACCCUAGCCAUAACUUUGGCACAAUAAAUAUUUUUUCCCCUCAUGCACUAUAACCGCUAAAAGUAAACUUUUAACACUGGCUAGCGUAAAUAUUACAAGUUGAAAGUAAUAAGUUAGCGCAAAAGUGAAUCCAGAAACCUGAGGACCUUGGAUUUGGCGAUCACGUUAACUUCUUCUCCCCAUAAACUUCAAUGGAGCACACUUUUUAAAAGAAAACUAAAAUGUAUCGCUUGCGUGCUAACCUGAAAUUUUGUUAGACCUACAGCACUAAACCCAAAUGGAGUUAUGAAUAUUUCACAUUCCAAGGU